AUGUCCAGUCAUGUCCCCACUCCCGGCUCCGCAACCCCCCACCACGCAUCCACCUCGGCCAACCCCGCAGCUGUGACACCGGCGUCCUACCACCCCGCACCGCGCCCAGUCCCCAACACCUUCCCCUUCCACCGCAUCGACACACACCAGAUAAAGCAACAGCUCCACGAUGCGCUGGGCGAAGCUGGCUUGCCGUAUUGGAAGGCGCUCAAUGCGUACCUCCUCGGACAGCUCGGCCGCCACGAACUCGAGGCACUUGUACGAGGCUGGCUCAAGGGCAAGAACAUCCAACUGCACAACCACCUCCUGGCAUCGCUCUUGCACAACGCAUCAGCACCGCAGUACCACAAUGUCCCGCUGUCCCCGCUCAACAUGCACAAGCGGCGCAAGGGGGAGAUGGGUAUCGAGGCUCCCGAUUUUGAUUCCGACGCGACGUUUAUCGAACCCCACCAGCGCGUCCAGUACUGGGUCAUGGGCAUGGGCGGACGAGAACGUGAUCGUGUGCGCCGCGCCAUGGAGCCUGGCGAUGAGGAGAAUGCCGAGGUGGCAGCAGCUCCAGCUCCCGAAGUCGCCGCAGCGCCAGCAGAUGCCGAGUGGGACGCCAAUGGCCGGAAACGGAGUUGGUCUGUCUUCAACUCUGGCACUGCGACACAUGCCCCGCUCGCGCAGUCGUCCCGUACCAUCCCGUCGUCACGUCAACUUGGUGUUCGCAUGUCCCAGGUUGCCAAGAUUGCCGGCCUCGACGUUUCACCCGAGGCCACGCGCGACGUCGGCGAGUUUAUGGGUGUGGGCCUGAACGCGCACCUCGGCGACGUCCUGCAUAGUGUUGUGCACCUCACUGGACGCGACCGCCCAGGUGCCGAGACGAUCCGCGUUCCCCUCGGUGUCAAGACCAACACUGUCAACGGUGCCACGGAGAAACCUCUGCCUCCACCCUCGCUCGCAACGAUGCAGUACCUCUUCACCCUCGCGCCCAGCCUGCACCCCCAGCAGUCCCCGACUCUUUACAAGCUCGAGGGAAGCAUCACGCAGGCCGAGCUCGACAGCUCGACACCGCCAGUAAAGCCGCCCAGCAGCACGCGCCCAGCGCUGCUGCCCUUGGCCAUGACGACUCCUGCCCAGCCGACAGCCGCCCUGCCACCGAUGCCCAUGUCCAUGACCCAACCUGGCGCAUCACCCGUAGCUGGUACGGCAGCGCUGCACGCUCCCGGCGGACAGGCAAUGACGCCGGGAGGGAGCAAGAUGGACUCGAUGUCCCAGACCCUUGUCAACACCGGUUUGCUCAAGAUUGACAAGGCGGGCCACAACGAGGGCGAAGGCGGCGCAGACCGCAAGCGCGAAAAGAAGCACAACUUGCACUGGAAGUACGAGGACCCGGCCUUGAUCCUCAAGGAUCUCCUCGGGUAG
This is a messenger RNA of Apiotrichum porosum, 1407 nucleotides long. RefSeq lists its product as uncharacterized. The coding region runs from base 1 to 1407 and encodes 468 amino acids. NCBI's taxonomy places the organism in Eukaryota, Fungi, Basidiomycota, Tremellomycetes, Trichosporonales, Trichosporonaceae. The transcript is spliced from 3 exons. Gene Ontology annotation, cellular component: SAGA complex. Gene Ontology annotation, molecular function: transcription coactivator activity. The record is from RefSeq and is a predicted model, not a curated record. Gene Ontology annotation, biological process: regulation of transcription by RNA polymerase II.